AUGGCGCAAGCAAUUCGAAACGCGAAAGUGCCUCCAAACUCAGUGAAUCUGGAAGAAGCGCGUCAACGAGUCUUCGAAUUCUUCAGAAGCGCUUGUAGAUCGUUACCUACCGUCAUGGAAGUUUACAACCUGUACGACGUCGCUACAAUUUCCCAGCUCCGGUCCACCAUCGCCGCUGAGAUCCGCAAAAACGACCACAUCACAAAUCCCAAGGUAAUUGAUUUGCUGCUUUUCAAGGGUUUGGAAGAGUUGAAGAAUGUUGUAAACCAUUCCAAGCAAAGGCACCAUAUAGUUGGUCAGUACGUGGUCGGCCGGCGUGGACUGGAGCAGCAGGAGUUGGCCGCAAAAGAGCAGGGCAUCUCUAAUUUCCUGAAGAAUUUCUACAACAGCAAUUACUCUUGA
This is a messenger RNA of Lathyrus sativus (Indian pea), 402 nucleotides long. NCBI's taxonomy places the organism in Eukaryota, Viridiplantae, Streptophyta, Magnoliopsida, Fabales, Fabaceae. The record is from the annotation of a GenBank genome assembly.